This is a messenger RNA of Caenorhabditis angaria, 3000 nucleotides long. The record is from the annotation of a GenBank genome assembly. NCBI's taxonomy places the organism in Eukaryota, Metazoa, Nematoda, Chromadorea, Rhabditida, Rhabditidae.
AUGGAAAAAAUGAACAUUUAUUGUGUAAACGUGGAACAAGAGGCUUAUGAGAUGCCGUCAGAUUCGAAAAAAGUGAUGUUGAAAAUCGAGGACAUUUCACUGUAUUCGUCGGGUGUGUUUAGUAAUGUUUAUCGGUGAGUACGGUGGAUUUUCGGGCCGGAAAUUAGGCAAAAAUCCCGUGUUUUUAACGCUAAAAGUUAUUCUAGGCUUAUGCAGAAUAAUAUUUUGUGAUAAAAAAAAACAUAUUUUUCCUAUGCAGAAGAAAAACGUCGAAAAAAAUAUACAGUUUACUAUUUUUGAGUAGAGACAAUGUGAAAUUGAGAGAGUGCAGACAGUUUUUUGUAUUUUUUUCGCACAAUUUUUAGAAUCCGCAAUUUCAGACGUGAAAUUUGAUGGAUUUUGAGCUAAAAUACGUCGAAAAUGAGCCCAGGAGCUUAUUUUUGACGAAUUUUGAGCCCGGGACUAGGAAAAUCCCAAUUUCUGACCCAAAAUUCAUAUUCCACGUGAAUUUUUGACCCCGGAAACAUCUAAAAACCCCGAAAAUCCAAAAUUUUUGCUCAAAAAUGGCAAAUGCGCUCCACUGCACUUUGCGCGAUUUUUGAUGAAAUUCAAAUUUUUAAUUAGAAGGUUUUUUCGCACAAAAAAAUACAAAAAACUGUCUGCACUCUCUCAAUUUCCCAUUGUCUCUACACAAAAAUAGUAAACUGUAUAUUUUGUUCACAAAAUAUUAUUAUUUUCUUUGAAAAAAAUUCGAAAUUUUCUCCAGCGGUCUUCUCAAAGAACCCGUCGAAAAGAAGAUCGCAAUCAAAAAAACGUGGCCCGACGUGGAUCGCAAAAAAUUCGACCGCAACUUCGAAUUCAUCUUUCUCACCGGUCGCGAACGUGCCCCACACAAGAAUAUCAUUCAAAUGCUAUAUGCGUUCAGCCACGAUUACGGUUCGAAAGUCUGCGAAUCGUAUGUCUUCGAUUUCAUGCCAACAACCCUAGCCGAUGUGUUGAAAACGUUGAAUCCCACCAACGCAAUCGGCCCCGGUCUAGACGAAAUGGACAUUCGAUUAUACACGUGGCAAAUCUUCGCCGGGCUCAAGUAUCUCGAAGAGCAUCUGAUCAUCCAUCGAGAUUUGAAACCCGCCAACAUCCUCGUAGAUCAUGACGCUGGAACUCUUAAGAUCAACGAUUUCGGCUCAUCAAAAUGUUUCAUCAAAAACAAGCCAAGCGAAUCGUAUCAAAUUCCACGCUUCUACAGACCGCCCGAGAUGUGCUUGAAAUCCACCGACUACGAUUCGACUGUAGAUGUUUGGUCGGCUGGAUGUUGUGUGGGUGAGAUGAUCAAAAAGGGGCAGAUCUUGUUUCCCGGAAAAUGCUCGGCACAUCAAUUCAAGCUCUAUUGUCGAUGUUUUGGUUGUCCGUCGGAGGCGGACUUCAAAGCGAUGAAAACUCCGGAGAGUUGCCGAUUGCCGCCGGAUUGUAUGAGAUAUUCAAAAGGUUCGGGACUCUUGAAACUGUUGCCUGGCGCAAAAGAAGAUCAAUUGGGAUUUUUGAAACGUGUCUUUCAAUUUGCACCGGAGAAGAGAUUUCGGGGAAUUGAAGCACUAAAGGAUGACUAUUUCCAACCACUUUUUGUGUGAGUUAAGGGAUUUACCUUAAGGGACUUACCCUCGCUUCGCUCGAGAAAAACAAAAAAAAAGUCGAUGAUCUCGGGCGGGCUCGAACCGCCGGCCUUCUGUGUGUUAGACAGAUGUGAUAACCACUACACCACGAGAUCGCCUGUGAAAUCAGUGGAGAAAUUGCCAUGAUAUUUUUGCUGCUAGUUUUUUUGGGGGGACGGAUUUUUCAACUAAUUUCAAAAAAAUUUUUGCAGCCCUCAAGUUUGCCGCUCAAACGAUCAACUUGUCAGCAAAAGUAUAUCGCCGGAAGAUUAUCGAAAUGCCAUUGAGUGAGUCAAAAUUUCAUAUUGUUUCAUCUUGUAGAGCUCAAAAUUCUGGGCACAAAGAUAGCCCAAUGAGUUUAAAGGGACAUCGUGGUGAGACCCAAAAAAUAUGUCCUGUGCACCUUUAAGAACAAUUAUUUGUAGCCUUCUAGCUUCUAUGCACUCUCCAAAAUCCUAUGCUCUCUAGCUGUCUUGCGCGAAGCGCCCCGGAAUCUUCCGCGUUAGCGGCUCGAGCGGAGCGAGUGUAAAUUCCUCUGCGUCUCUACCCUUAUGCUCUCUGGCUGUCUGACACUGUUUGCUCCCUCUACGUCUCUAGCCUUCUAGACUCUCUGCGCUCUCCCAAAACCCUAUAUUCUCUCACUAAGUGUGUAACUCUCUGCGUCUCUAUCCUUCUAGCUUCUCUGCACUCUCCCAAAACCCUAUGCGUCUCUAACCGUCUAGCUUCUCUGCACUCUCCAAAAACCCUAUAUUCUCUCACUAAGUGUGUAACUCUCUGCGUCUCUAGUCUUCUAGUAUCUCUGCGUUCUCUCAAAAUCCUAUACUCUCUAGCUGUCUUCCGGGUUUGCGGCUCAAGUGUAGUUCCCCCUGCGUCUCUAACACUCUCUGGCUCUCUAGCUGUCUAACUUCUCCAAUUUUCCAGAGUCGCCGAAUCGAAUUCCCGCCGUUUCGCUCUCCUCACCCUCUGCACCAAACCCGCCACCACACCAAAACAACUCCUAAUCCUGCCAGCCUGCGAAAAAAGUCUGUCAUUCGAAAAAGUCAAUCAAAACAAGACGCGUCGAUCCACACUCUUACCGCAUCAACAAAAAUUUGCGCGAGACUUGCGAUCUCGCGAAGAUUUGUCGUUUGCCGAGCAGAAGAGCACGCGAAAACGCGGCCCGCGUUUGCCGAAUCGCGGUGUGCCUGAAGAAUUGACGGGUGGGAGAGAGGAACGAUCGAUGGCUGAGCAGAAGAGCACGAGAAGAAAGAAUAAGCCAAGAAAAUCGAAGGAAGAAAUUACGGGAAGUGGAGGUGGAAAAGAGGAAAGAUCGAUGCUUGAACCGAAAAGUUCGAGAAAAAGAAGAAAAUAA